Molecule: messenger RNA, 879 nt
Organism: Westerdykella ornata
Lineage: Eukaryota; Fungi; Ascomycota; Dothideomycetes; Pleosporales; Sporormiaceae
Product: coenzyme Q biosynthesis protein-like protein Coq4
Exons: 2
Coding region: 1-879 (292 amino acids)
Biological process (GO): ubiquinone biosynthetic process
Cellular component (GO): mitochondrion; mitochondrial inner membrane
Source: RefSeq, a predicted model, not a curated record
AUGUUUGCGCCCAUCAAGCAACCGGCUGCGGAGGUCCUCCGUGUAUCAUACAGGUGUGCGUCACACUCUCUUUUGCUUCCUGCAAGCUACAGAUGCUUCUCCGUCUUGAACCGACCUCCGCCGAACUAUGAGGGUCAUGUCCCUCUCACAGGCUUAGAGAGGCUGGGGUUGGCUGUUGGUUCCGGAAUUCUGAGCUUUGUAGAUCCAAGGAGAGGAGACCUGAUAGCAGCUUUUGGCGAGGCAACCGCGCAACCCUACUUCAUCGACCAACUACGGAACCGUAUGCUCCUCAAUCCCACCGGCAGACGUAUCCUCCGUGACCGCCCUCGCCUUACAUCUACCUCCCUCGAUAUUCCUCGUCUCCGCGCUCUUCCUUCAAACACAUUAGGCUAUGCAUAUAUCGAAUGGCUGGACAGAGAAGGGGUAUCUCCCGACACACGAGCCGCUGUACGCUACAUCGACGAUGAGGAAUGCGCUUAUGUGAUGCAGCGGUACCGAGAGUGUCAUGACUUCUACCAUGCGCUUGUGGGUCUCCCAGUCUUCAGAGAAGGAGAGGUCGCUCUCAAAGCAUUUGAGUUCGCUAAUACCGGCUUACCCAUGACCGGAUUGGCGGUAUUCAGCGCACUCACCUUGAAGAAGGCCGAGUGGCGGAGAUUCUGGGAUAUAUAUGGCCCUUGGGCAGUGAGGAACGGCGCAAAAAGUGACGACGUUAUUAAUGUAUAUUGGGAAGAGGAACUGGAGACCGAUGUUGAUGAACUACGAACACGACUGGGGAUCGAAAAGCCGCCGGAUCUGAGGGAGAUACGGAAAGCGGAGAGGGAGAGGAAGAAACGAGAGAAGGAGGCAAAAGAGGCUGCUAUAGGCGCAGCGACUAUGUAA